UUGUUUAACUGCCCACCUGCACAACUGUGACUAUCUUUUUGAUAGAAAUUAAGCCUUUUCGAGUAACAAAAUAAAGAGUGUUUUGCAUUCGUCUAAUAUAAAAUAGUUCUAUAAUACAUUUUUCUUCAUACAUAAAGUUUGAAUCAUGUUUGCCUUAUGGUAUCUGUCAUUAGCGCUCGAUGAAAUUCGAAAACGUCUUGGUUGGACGUCAAUUUUCGAUAUUUUCAAGGGCAACAAAGUAGCCACUGAUAGAGCUAUUGAACAAAAGCCUGAACCAGUUAAAGUGCCUGCACCAAAGAAACCAGAGCCAGCAAAACCGGCACCAGCACCAGUUGUGCAACCAGAAGCAAAACCAACGCCACCACCAAAGCCUGCAGCUAAGCCAGAAACACCAAAACCAAAAGCUGUAACACCAACUCCUCCACCAACGCGUACCACACCCGAACCUACACAAAAUGCACCACCAAAGAUCUCACCUGCCGAAAGUAUGGAUAGGAAAAUUUUCGGAGCACCCAAGCAUCUUGAAAAUGGAGACAGCACACCCAAAGCAAAUAUCAAAGACGCCACAAGUUCGUUCCUUGCCGGAGAAGGCCAGGCUCCUCCAACAUUCACACAGACUAAAACUAUGACUUUAAGAAACAAAUCAGACACCAUGGUUGACGCCGCUGUUCUACAAAAAUUGGAAGAUGGAUUCGCCAAAUUGGCUGCAUCUGACUCAAAGUCUCUGCUGAAGAAGUACUUGACCAAGGAAGUCUUCGACAAUCUUAAGAACAAGAAGACCCCAUCAUUCGGUUCAACUUUGUUGGAUGUUAUCCAAUCUGGUUUGGAGAACCACGAUUCCGGUGUCGGUAUCUAUGCUCCCGAUGCUGAAGCCUACUCAGUAUUCUCUGACCUCUUUGACCCCAUCAUUGAAGACUACCAUGGUGGAUUCAAGAAGACAGACAAGCAUCCAGCUCGUGACUUUGGUGAUGUAACGACCUUCACCAAUGUCGAUCCCAACAAUGAAUUUGUUGUGUCAACACGUGUCCGUUGCGGUCGCUCCCUGCAAGGUUAUCCAUUCAACCCAUGUCUAUCCGAGGCCCAAUACAAGGAAAUGGAAGAGAAGGUCUCGAGCACCUUGUCCGGCUUGGAAGGCGAGUUGAAGGGUAAAUUCUACCCAUUGACCGGCAUGGAGAAGACCGUUCAACAGCAACUCAUCGAUGAUCAUUUCUUGUUCAAGGAGGGUGAUCGUUUCUUGCAAGCCGCCAACGCCUGCCGUUACUGGCCAUCUGGUCGUGGUAUCUACCACAAUGACAACAAAACUUUCUUGGUUUGGUGCAAUGAGGAAGAUCAUCUCCGUAUCAUCUCCAUGCAAAUGGGUGGUGAUUUGGGUGAGGUCUACCGUCGUUUGGUGACAGCUGUUAACGAGAUUGAGAAGCGUAUUCCAUUCAGCCACGAUGAACGUUUGGGUUUCUUGACCUUCUGCCCAACCAACUUGGGAACCACCAUCCGUGCUUCCGUGCACAUUAAGGUACCCAAAUUGGCUGCCAACAAGGCUAAGUUGGAGGAAGUCGCCAGCAAGUACAACUUGCAAGUGCGCGGAACCCGUGGUGAACACACCGAAGCCGAAGGCGGUAUCUAUGACAUCUCAAACAAGCGUCGUAUGGGACUCACCGAAUACCAAGCUGUUAAGGAAAUGUACGAUGGUAUCACUGAGCUCAUCAAAUUGGAGAAGAGCUUGUAAAGAGGAUAUCCUUAGCAUUUUUUUCCUAUUCUUUACAUUUUUAAUUUAUGUACUGUGAGCGAUGGAAAACUAAAACAAAAAAAAAAACAAACAAAAAAAACAACAGCUAAUGUGUGAAACCAUCUAACAUUUAAAACUAAAACAAAAUAUAAAUUUUUAAUUUUAAGCCUUAAGUUUAUAAAUAAAAAUAAAACAAAAAUUAAGAAAGAAAUCUAUAGAUGCGCGAUUUAAAAAAUCAAAUCAACAAUCCACCAAAAAAGUAUUUAAAAAUAGCAUCAGUUCCACUUGUGCUCUGGAAGCACCAUCUUACUAAGGCCUGGUGGGAUUGUCAUAAGCAACAGCAUUAUGUGUAACAAAUUUUAGAACACCUAAAAAAUUAUUGUUAUGGAAAAUUUAAUAAAAGAAAAUAAACGUGAAACGAAAUAAAACAA
This is a messenger RNA of Eupeodes corollae, 2154 nucleotides long. Its product is annotated as arginine kinase 1. Gene Ontology annotation, molecular function: creatine kinase activity. Gene Ontology annotation, biological process: phosphocreatine biosynthetic process. The transcript has 4 exons. Lineage: Eukaryota; Metazoa; Arthropoda; Insecta; Diptera; Syrphidae. The record is from RefSeq and is a predicted model, not a curated record. Bases 146 to 1723 code for a protein of 525 amino acids.